Messenger RNA from Exophiala bonariae, 558 nucleotides. RefSeq lists its product as uncharacterized. The record is from RefSeq and is a predicted model, not a curated record. The coding region runs from base 1 to 558 and encodes 185 amino acids. The transcript has a single exon. Lineage: Eukaryota; Fungi; Ascomycota; Eurotiomycetes; Chaetothyriales; Herpotrichiellaceae.
AUGAGCCGUGGGUAUCUUCGGGCCAGCAUACCAAAUAUACUCAUCAGACUUGAAGUCCUGCAAGAAUUGGGACAUCAACUGGACAAAGAACUCCGCCACAUCUUGGAGUUGGGAGGGAGGGCCGACAAGCUGUUGUUCAUCUUGCGACUGUCCCCCAAGAUGAUGGACAACCCUAAGAUCAGUGAACACGUCCAGGAACUAAGUGUUGUAUUAUACUUGUGGAUUAUGCAACUGAACACACCACCCUAUCGACAUAUCUUUCAUGAGAUUUUCCCCUCGUUUUAUCGAGGGCCUAUUAAAGUUUGGCUCGACAAGGACGGUGAACGGACAUUACAGGAAGGACCACUGACAUUCUGGAUUGUCGUGGAUGGUCAUAUUCGACUCCGUGUGGGCGAGGAGGUAGGACUUUUGCCCCUCUCCAUGUGGACCACGGACCGGAAGCUCAUCAUGUUUGACAAACUAGCGGUUUGUCAAACUCUGGGCGUGCUCUGGGACAGCCGAGGACAGAACCUCUUUGAACCGGUAGACCAAGAUGGAAAUUAUCUGAUAGCCACCUAA